GUUCAGGAGAAAGUUGUGUUUUUGUGUGUGUGCUGGAACGCGUAGCUCUUUUUUUUUGUUUACUAAAGAGCGAAAAGUUGAAAGCAUUGCAGGAUGUGGGUACAAGAUGAGGAUGAGGACACUGCGGCUGCAGACUCGGAUGAAGAGUGUGCUUUCUCCUCCGAAGAUGAGGAAGACCUUCAGUGGCACAUCCUGGAGAAGCAGAGGGACGAAGCCAAUCAGAGGCUGUCGGAGUUGGAGGAAGCUUCCAAUCAGCUCCUGAAAGAGAUCAACGUGCUGGAGAUCCAGUUCCAGAUAGAGCGCUCCUGCAGGGAGAGCGCUGAGGCACUGGCUCUCACAGUGACCAAAGAGAACAAAGUCCUGAAGAGAAAGAGCCAGAUGUUCAUGCCACUCAUCGCUGAACUACCUGAGAACCUGCCUGAUGUGACCUUUGACCCUGCGGUUAAUGGUGAUGAGGUGGAUGGUGACGAGGUGGAUGGUGCCGGAGGGAGCAGCAGCGAGGAGAUGCUGCUGCUUGAGAGUCAAGCCAAGAUCACAGAGCUGCAGGCGUCUGUUGACGGUCUGCUGGCUGAGAAGCUUAAACUGGAGCAACAAGUGGAGGAUCUCUCCAGUGAGCAGACGCAGCUCAGAGAGCAGCUUGCUCUGGAGGUUGCAGAGAAGGAGGCCAUUCUGAGGAAACUGAACAAACAAAGCAAGACUGUAAAUAAACUCAAACGAGUGUCCCAGCUUGUCACCGAUGAGUUCACAGAAAUGUCUCAGAAGCUGGAGCUGGAGCAGGGCCUCCGGCAACACGCUGAAGUCUUAGCCACCCAGAUGAUCCUGGAGCAGAAGGCGGCCCAGGCCUCAGAGACAGACCUGAAAAUGCAGGUGCAGCUGGAGCAGGCACUGCAACAGAUAUCCCAACUUAGCACAGCCCUGUGUGACAUACAACUCUACUACCAGGACCGGUUAAAACAGAGCCAGAGCGCUGUGGAGGAGAGCAGUGCCCUCUCUGAGCUGCAGAACCUGAGAGAGCAGCUGGAGAAGAGCGAGGAGGAGAGGAAGACUUUAGAAACUCAGCUAUCUGACGCUAACAGCUUGGUCACCCAGCUCCAGGAAGAAGUGAAAGAGUUACAACAGACACUCAACAGCGAUGAUAAAAGUGACGAACCAGGAGAGAAAGCCAUUCCUGACUCCGUUUCACUGCCUCCUCUCCCUCCUCCGCCUCCUCCACCUCCUCUGCCUCCCACUACUGUUACCAACUUUAAGGAUUUCCUGAAGAGCAGGAAGAAACAUGGUGCCAAGGCUGCUGCUGAUUUAAACAAAGCAGCUCCCUUGUUGGACAUGAAGGCAAGAGCAGUGGAUGAAAUGAUGGAGAGAAUAAAGAAAGGCAUCGUCCUGAGACCUAUGAAGAGAAUACAGGAGGACGACAGUUCCUGGAAGGACCAGAAAAGUGACAACAGAAAGUCAGCCAUCCUGGAGUUGAAAGGAAUGCUGGACAACAUGACGCGUCAGCACCUCCGCAGAGUGCCAUCCAGGAGGGGAACUGGCCGAAAUGUGGGCGAAGCAGAGCUCCUGAUGGUGCUCCAGAGGAGGAGGAGAGCCAUGGGAGACAAUCAGGAACCACCACCCUCAAAUCAACCACAGGGUACACUGACAAGCAUGGUGUUUUCUUAA
This is a messenger RNA of Neolamprologus brichardi, 1656 nucleotides long. The record is from RefSeq and is a predicted model, not a curated record. NCBI's taxonomy places the organism in Eukaryota, Metazoa, Chordata, Actinopteri, Cichliformes, Cichlidae.